Molecule: messenger RNA, 1301 nt
Organism: Babjeviella inositovora NRRL Y-12698
Lineage: Eukaryota; Fungi; Ascomycota; Pichiomycetes; Serinales
Product: NEDD8 ligase
Exons: 2
Coding region: 221-961 (246 amino acids)
Biological process (GO): protein neddylation; positive regulation of ubiquitin-protein transferase activity
Cellular component (GO): ubiquitin ligase complex
Molecular function (GO): ubiquitin-like protein binding; cullin family protein binding; ubiquitin conjugating enzyme binding
Source: RefSeq, a predicted model, not a curated record
CUAUUGACCCCAUCACUUUCAAAUUUGGAUUCUGGGACCGACCAAGAAGAUCCCCCGCGUACAUGGCGGUUAUAAUUCAAGUAUAACCUGUACUGCUUUCUUUAACAAUAUAUCCUGCAUUUGAUCUUGAAGGCUACCAAUUUGGCUACUUAACCACAACCAAUUUUUAGACAUUGCCACUUGUUGCCUGGGUUCUGUAGACAUAUACUCAUCACACACAAUGCCACCGCCAACCAGAAAAUCCGUUAACCAAUUCGUCGAGUUGACGGGGACCACCAUGGCAAACGCCACCACGUGGCUCUCACACUAUAAUAACAAUUUUGAGCAAGCAUUGGAUGCAUAUUUAUCGAAAAAGAGCGGGCAGGGCGAGACCAGCUCUGCGCUAGAGGCGAUCUUUGCCAAGUACAAGGACCCGGAGGGUGAGGACAUUGGUAUUGAUGGGACGAUUGCGUACAUUGAGGAUUUGGGGUUCGAGCCAGAAGAUGUCUCGGCGCUCAUUUUGGCGGAGUUUUUGGAGUCUCCGAGCGUUGGGAUUUUCAAAAAAGAUGCCUUUGUGCGCAAAUGGACCGCACUGAACGUCGAAUCCGUGUCUGAGAUGGCCGCCUUCAUCGAACUGGAGAAGAAGAGAUACGCCGGUAACAAGGAUUACUUUAAACAGGUGUACGAAUACACAUUUACGAUUGCGUUAGAUGCCAAUGCUCGUGUGUUGAGCAAUGAGGUUGCGGUGGAGUACUGGAAUCUCCUCCUUGCACCUGUGUACGGUGCAAAGUUGGCUUUGUGGGUGAAAUUUGUGGUGGAAGAGUGGAAAAAAACGAUCAACCGUGACGCUUGGACGAUGUUAUUGCCAUUUUUAGAGUGGUUUAGCCAGCAGACUAGUUUGGCAGAAUACGACGAGACUGCCGCAUGGCCCAGCUUGAUCGAUGCAUUCGUGGAGUAUGUUAAUAGCCACGAAUUUCUCUAGGAAAGAUUGAUUGAGAAAGAUUAAUUGAAAAUGACUAAUCGAGAAAGAUUAAUUGGGAAAGAUUAAUUAGGGAUUUGUCAUAGAGAUGGUUGAGCAGGUAAACAUGAAGCUCAUAAGAAAUGCAGGUUGAAUUCAUUAAUUGACUAACAUUGAAACUUGUCUUUUUAGCUAGACCACGGACAUUACCUAUCCGACCUAUCUUAUCUGGUGAGUUUAUAAUUUCAGCCAAUGGUAUCAUUUAUUGGUCUGAGAGAAGGGAAAUAUUUCCAAUCCCAGUGAUAUUAUCAAUUUCUUGCAUUUUAAUAAAAUGAAUCAGAAACGAGGGAAUCUCUUUCCUGGC